UGGGACAAGUUGGCCUUAAAAAUGUUGGCUUACUACUCGGACGUCAUCUCCAAACUCGAGAAGCACACAACCUUCACUUUCGAUGAAUCGAGGCCUCCCCUGCCCGUUAUGGUGUACAUCUACGGCGGCGGAUAUCGCACGGGCGGAGCCAUAAGAUCCAAGUACGGCCCGGAUUACCUGAUGAGCAAAGAUAUCGUAUAUGUGCUAUUCAACUAUCGGCUUUGUUCGCUCGGAUUCCUAAGCCUGCCGAGUCGCGAAUCGAAUGUGCCGGGAAACGCGGGUCUCCACGAUCAGUUACUGGCUCUUCGCUGGGUAAGCCAGCACAUCCGGAACUUUAACGGGGAUCCGCAGAAUGUAACGCUGUUUGGCGAGAGUGCUGGAGCUGCCUCGGUGCACUUCAUGAUGUGUCUACCGCAGGCCAAGUGUCUCUUCCACAAGGCCAUUAUGAUGUCUGGGUCGAUGCUAAGUCCCUGGGUAGAAGCCCCCGAGAGUCAGAGUUUGUUCUGCCGCCUGGCCCUUGCUGCAGGAUACAAAGGACCUGCGGAGGAACCCUCUAUGUUGAAGUUCCUGCGCCGCGUGCAGGCUGAGAAGCUGAUGGGUCACGAUUUCAUCACAGCCCGCGAUCGGUGCUUUGGAUUUCUCAACGCCUUUGUUCCUGGAGUGGUCCUUCUGGAGGGUGGUCUCAUUCAAGUCCCCUUUCAGCAGCUUAUGAAGGAGGCGUGGUCCGCAAAAGUGCCCCUGCUCCUGGGCGGCACUUCCUUCGAGGGUCUGGUUUGCUACCCCUUCUGCCAGCUGAACAAUGGCUAUAUGCUGGAGCUGCUCAAACAGGAACCCGCGAUGGUUCUGCCCCACGAGCUAUACUGCUCGAUGAGCGUCGAGGAGCGAAACAUCGCCGCCGAGGCACUGGUGAAACAUCACUACGGACCGCGCGGAAUCACCAAGAAUAACAUCACGCAGAUUUUAGAUCUCUUUAGCUACAAGCUGUUUUGGCACGGCAUGCAUAGGGUAGUCCUCUCCCGAUUAUCCCACGCCCAAGCACCCACGUAUCUAUACCGGUUCGACUUUGAUUCGCCCAAGUUAAACCUGAUGCGAAACCAGCUUUGCGGUGACGACAUCAAACGUGGUGUCUGCCAUGCGGACGACUUGGGCUACAUAUUUCACAAGAAGGCCCAGAAGAAGCAGCCCGUGGAUUCCGCGGAAUACCUGACCAUCCAGCGAAUGGUGGGCAUGCUGACGACCUUUGCCAGGACCGGCGAUCCCAACUGUGCGGAGACGGGACCGGAUCAGUGGCUACCCGUCACCACAAAGUCCCCCUUCAAGGUAUUGAACAUUGGACAGGAUGUGGAGUGCGUAACGCAAUUUGAAAAGGAAGGACUGCAGGUGUGGAAUCGGCUUUAUAAUAAUAGGAAUUUAAUUGAAAUGUAAAUGCAUAAUUUAUAUAUUUUAUAGCCAUAAGAUUAUUUAUAUUACUG
Messenger RNA from Drosophila gunungcola (fruit fly), 1472 nucleotides. Its product is annotated as esterase B1. The transcript has 3 exons. The coding region runs from base 22 to 1425 and encodes 467 amino acids. The record is from RefSeq and is a predicted model, not a curated record. NCBI's taxonomy places the organism in Eukaryota, Metazoa, Arthropoda, Insecta, Diptera, Drosophilidae.